Molecule: messenger RNA, 1415 nt
Organism: Ostrinia furnacalis (Asian corn borer)
Lineage: Eukaryota; Metazoa; Arthropoda; Insecta; Lepidoptera; Crambidae
Product: zinc finger protein 423-like
Exons: 3
Coding region: 103-1113 (336 amino acids)
Source: RefSeq, a predicted model, not a curated record
UUUUCUGUUUGUUGUUUUCUUCCACUUCAUUUUGUUUGUAAAAUUUAAAGUAAAUUCUAACAUUAACAUUUAUAUCAUAGCAUUGUAAAUUGUAAUUUUAAUAUGUUUAACGCAGAAGUCACGCGGGAACCCGUCUCACGGGACGGUGGUGGAGCUGACAAACCGCCAACGUACGAUUGUGAUUUAUGCGACUCUGGGGACUGGUUGAGCGAAACCGAAGUAGAAGUACACAAGAAGACUAUGCAUUUAGCAGAUCUACACCAAAUUGUGGCGAAACAGUCCAACGUGUGCUUGACCUGUGUAAAAUGUUUUCCGGACGAUACUACCCUUGUUGAACACAUCAAAACAAUUCACUUACUAAGCUCAAAAACUGCCCGACGAGUCGAGAGAGAAAUCUUCGUCUGCGAUCACUGCGACGAGUUAUUCUUCAACAAAAGACUCUUAGCGUUCCAUAUACACUACCGUCACAUCAAGAAACCGGCUGGAUUCCUCCUAAAUUGCCCGUUAUGUCAUAAAAAGAAAAGUUGCAGAAAAUUCAUGAGCCAUCUCAUACAACAUGAGGCGCAAGGCAUAUCGGUGUGUCCGAUAUGUGUCCGUAAACAACAGAACACUAAAGCGCUCGCACUGCACACGGAGACACAUCAGAAGCACUACCAUUGCAACGUUUGCGGUUACAUAUCCAUAAAAGAAAAAGACUUUAAUCUACAUUUAGAUAGGUACCAGCGAAGGAAAGCAAUCAAAACUCCAAACGUGAGAAAUUACAGAGAUUAUUUCUUGUUGCCGCGUUUUAGGCAAUCGUGGUUUUAUAGGAAUUUCAGAAUUGGUGUGCAAGGCUUAAUAUUUUGGAAUAAAAUCUAUAUUUGCGUUCUGUGUCGAGAGAUUUGUACGAGCCUUAAGGGAAUGGCAGAUCAUGUGGCUCAGAUACACUUGUACGACACCAGUGAAACGGUGAUAAAAAAAGUUUGCACGUGCGGAGAAUCGUUUACGAACAAAGUCUUGCUUAAACACCACAUCUUGAAAAUGAAGGGAGACCAUAAAUUGCAAUAUAUGGAAUUUGCUGAUAGAGAACAAAACGCACUGGAAUGUGAACUUCAGGAAGAUGUAAUGGAGUAAGACAAUAUACAUAAUUAUUAUUAUGAAACUAGCUUUUGCCCGCGGCUUCACCCGCGUGUAAUUUAGUGUCACAGGUCGGCAUAAAUAUAGCCUAUAUGUUACAAACAAUAACACUGUAAAGUUUCAACAAAAUCCGUUCAGUAGUUUUUGCGUGAAAGAGUAACAAACAUCCAGACAUCCAAACUUUCGAUUUAUAAUAUUAGUAGGAUAAGUAUAGUUGGUUUCGAUGACAGACUGGCUGAAUCGAGGUCGAAGGAACGCGGGUUCGAACACCGCCGCUUGUCUAUUGUGGUGAACCCACU